GGCUUGUUUAUGUGAACGUACCAGUCUCGCCCAACUGCAAAUAUAGCGAAAAGAUAACCAGGUCGGGACAUGGAGUUUGCAGAGUUGAUAAAGACACCCAGGGUGGAUGGGGUUGUCCUACAUCGGCCUUUCAUGCCCACAGUGGAGGGGACACUGUGUUUGACGGGUCAUCACCUGAUUCUCUCCUCCAGACAGGACAACACAGAGGAGCUCUGGCUGCUGCACUCAAACAUUGACUGUAUAGAGAAAAGGUUUGUGGGGUCUCUGGGGAGCAUCAUAGUCAAAUGCAAAGACCUGAGGGUGAUCCAGCUCGACAUCCCUGGCAUGGAAGAGUGUCUCAACAUUGCCAGCUCUAUUGAGGCUCUGUCCACUCUUGAUUCACCCUCCCUGAUGUACCCUUUCUUCUACCGGCCCAUGUUUGAAGUCAUAGAAGACGGCUGGAAUUCAUUUCUUCCAGAGGAUGCAUUUAAAGAUUUGGAGUCCAUGACAGAUGAGUGGAGACUGAGUGAUGUCAACAAGGACUUCAGUGUGUGUCCAUCAUACCCCCCUCUAGUGGCAGUGCCCAAAGAUGUUGAUGAUGACACACUGAGGAAAGUAGCCACCUUCCGACACAGUGGUCGUUUUCCAGUGCUUAGCUACUACCACAAGAAGAAUGGCAUGGUGAUGAUGCGAGCAGGGCAGCCACUGACAGGCACCAACGGGCGGCGGUGUAAGGAAGACGAGAAGCUGAUCAAUGCCACCCUGCGGCCAGGCAAACGCGGCUACAUCAUUGACACACGCACCAUCAAUGUUGCCCAGCAGGCCAAAGCUCGAGGGGGAGGAUUUGAGUCUGAGGCUAACUACCCCCAAUGGAGGAGGAUCCACAAGGCAAUCGAAAGGUCUAACAUCCUCCAGGAGAGCCUGAUAAAGCUGGUAGAGGCGUGUAACGACCAGUCGCACAGUAUGGACCGCUGGUUAAGCAAGCUAGAGGCUUCAAGCUGGCAGACUCACGUCAAGGAGAUCCUCACCACUGCCUGCCUGGCUGCGCAGUGUAUCGACAGGGAGGGGGCGUCGGUGCUCGUUCAUGGUACAGAGGGGACAGACUCCACCCUGCAGGUGACCUCCUUGGCUCAGAUCAUCCUUGAUCCGGCCUGCAGGACCAUCAGAGGCUUCCAGGGUCUGGUGGAGCGAGAGUGGCUCCAGGCGGGUCACCCGUUCCAGCAGCGCUGCGCCCAGUCAGCCUACUCCAACAACAAGCCUCGACAGGAGGCACCUGUCUUCCUUCUCUUCUUGGACUGCGUGUGGCAGAUCCUUCGCCAGUUUCCGUGCUCCUUUGAAUUCAGCGAGAGCUUCCUGGUGCUGGUUUUUGAACACGCCUAUGCUUCUCAGUUUGGCACCUUCCUGGGCAACAGCACAGCCGAGAGGGUCAAACUGUCUCUACCUGAGAAGACUGUGUCCCUGUGGUCGUGGGUGAACCGGCCCCAAGAACUGGAGCGUCUGACCAACCCGCUCUACGAGGCCAACAGUCUUGUGAUCUGGCCCUCUGUGGCCCCUCAGAGUCUGCUGCUGUGGGAAGGAGUGUUCCUUCGUUGGAACCGCUCCUCUAAGUGUUUGGACGAGGCCUACGAGGAAAUGGUACACAUAAUUGAAUACAACAAGGAGCUUCAGAACAAAGUGAACAGCCUGCGCAGGCAGCUGGCCCAGCUGGAGACUGAAGAUCCUCUGCUGCAGACGCCGUAGAGUGAGAGACAGAGAUGGAAGAGAGAGGUAGAAAAUGUGAAAAUAUAAUGAAACAGAUCAGUGUCGGCCCAAUUUUAGGCUUUAAAAUCAAAACAUUAUAAUUUGGGAUUGUGUCUAUAAUUGAUGUUACAUGUUGGUUUCCUGCACAGAUGAAAAAAAGAAAUAGAACGGCCCUAAACUGAGAUUAUAUUAUAACUGACCUCUCUACAGUUAUCUUUGUGCCCUGACACUUUACGUGCAUACAGGAAAAAAAACAUACAUUUAAAGCUAAUUUAUCAGGUUGUUUUAUUGAAACUAAGCAGGAGUGAGAGCGAAAAAAACAUGCCGUUAUUUCCUAAGAGUGCUGCUAAAAGCCAAACACUCAUCAUCUCAUAGUUGUCUAAUACGGAGCUGAAACAAUCAGUCCCUCCAGGAUUUGCUUUUGGGACUCCUGCGCCCUAAAAUGCCUGAUUUAAUUGCAGUUUUUCUAAUAAACUGCAAUGCAUGUUGCAGUGUUUUUUCUUUUUUUAAGGUAAAAAAUGCAAAAAUAGUUGUGAUUUUUUUUGUAUAUUCAUUAUUAAUCGAACUUUAACCAGUGAAAGUAAAGUUUGUAAUUGAUACUACGCUAACCAUAAAUAUGUAAUCUAACUCAUUUUGAUACCUUCUGCAUGUGGAAUAGGUCUGGAUGCAACAGCCCCUGUCAUGGUAAUAUCUCUUGUCUGUCGUCGACCCAGUUUCAGCCAUUUUCUGAGUGUGUUUUGGGGUUAAAAAGGUGUGUUCCAUCACAACAUUGCAGUACGUCAGGGAACUGUCUUGCUCACUCUUAAGCAGUCAUUUUUGUUGGUGAGUGUGAGAUGUUCAUGCAUCUCCAUAAACAGAAACAAGGCAGUGAGUUUGGUGACGUUGCGCCGGGGCUGCUGUGAUUGGUGAAACUCACAGGAAACUGCAGUGAUUGGUCGAAUUUGCGGAAAAGUUGCAGUGUUCGGACAAAAUUGCAAGGUUGCGCAGAAUUCACAGGGAUCGUGACAUUGCAACAUCCUGGAGGGGCUGAUUUAUCAAUUAAUCAAUCGUCCAAAAAAUAAUUAGCAGCUAUUUAGGUAAUUGAUUUAACAUUUCAGUAAUUAUUUGAAGCAUAUAUGCACUCAUUCGCCGGCUCCAGUUCAUAAAACGUGAGGAUGUGCUGCUUUUCUUCGUCAUAAAUCACUGUAAAUUUAAUAUUUUUGUGUUUUUGGACUGUUGGUCAGACAAUAUGCUCAAUUUGAAAAUGUCAGAUUGGCAUUUUUUUCUCAUUUUUUUGACAUUUCAUUAAUUAAGUAAUUAAUUAAUCAGAUAACUAAUCACUAGAUUUAAUGAUAAGGAAAAUAAUAGUUAAUUGCAUCCUUACUCUAUUAUGAGAAAAAAACUCUUCAGUUCCUAAACUAUCAGCUGAUUUUACAGUCACUAAUUCUCGUCAAACCCUCACAUCUCACACACACACACACACACACACACACACACACAAAGAUACCUUAACAAUCUGAAUGACUCCAUUUUCUCUCAGUGUGUUCUAAUAGAUCACUAUAUUCGUUUGGGGGCAUUGAUCUUUUUCAGGCCGGAAUACUGGAUGCUCAUUUACCACAGGGUACACGCUUUCACCAAACAUCCUGCUGAAUGUAAAUGCCACUGAAGCACUGCAGAGUAACUAUGGCAACAUAUAGGGUGCUAUAAGGCAGCAUGUGACUCUGCUGCACGAUGAGAUGAUGUAAUAAGCGUAGGUAGGGUCAGCACCUGCUACACCGUACGAAGAGAGCGGAGGCUUGGUUAAUGGGAAUCUGAUGGAAAUAUCUCGUAUAUAAAUAUCUGAUCAUUACUUGACAUUCCAGGAUGCAGCCAGCUGGAGGGAUUGAGACAGACUUAUUUAACAUAACCUUAUGAAAUGUUUGCUCGCCUGGUUAUUUUUGGGCAAAAUUAUUAUUCUAUUCCAAUUUCAUUAUGCGUAAUAGUCGAAUAUGUGUGAGCGUAUGAGGAUUUGUUGCAGCAGUGUGUUGGUCAUAUUAUUAUCAGGAGACUUUACAGAGUUGAUGCAGGUUUGAAAAUAUAUUAAUGUGAGAUGUUGCUUCAAAGACCAAUUUAUAUUUUGGUAUUAAAGUUAUAUGAUAAAUGUUGUGUUCACGGACAUUAUGAAACAAGAUGCUUUCAAGUCGCUCAAGGUCCAAAACUAAUGCACUUUGUGUGAAAGGCAUAUACAGUACCAGAAACAGAUAAUUAUAAUUCCUGUAAUUAGCUUCACUUUUGUUGUCAGUGCUCACCAGCUGCCGCCAUAUUAGACAAUAUAUGUCUCAACAUUAAAUGUGAAAACAUGCCAACAUAUGCAACCAAACUCCAACUAUUAGACUCGAGUGUGUGCAGAUGACACCAACCAUGUCAACGUCUUGUAGCCGCAGGACGCAAGGAGUCAUCAUACUGGAAUUCAUGACCAUGAAAGCCACAAAAACACUGCUGGUGUUUCUUCUGAAUCCUUAAUUGCACUUACAGAAGCAGCUCAACCUGUUUACAGCAACAUGACCUGAAUUUUGUUGGCAAAGUGACAUGAAAGCUCAUCUUUCAGUGCUGUGGGUGAUGGUAGCUUCCAUUAGCAUAUCAGGAAAGCUUUAUGCUGCACUUUAAAUACAAAAACAUGGCAGUUGUGGGAUAAAAUUAAACCCAUUGUGGUCAUCUUUGGCCAAUUUUGUGUGUUGGCCAGUAAGAAAUAGCAUUUUCUCUGCGUGUGUCCACGUCGUCUUCAUACAUUAAAUCUAUUUGCUUCAAGAAUGAUGUAAUAAUCACACUAAUUAAACUGAUUCCUGCCACUACAUUAAACUGCUUUAUAAAGGGACAGUCGUUCAUAGCUGCACUAUAUACAUGUUUUCCUUUUGCCAAAAAAAAGACACCUUACCUACUGUUGCUUUGUGUGUGCACGCAUCGAACAAUGCGUUCAAUCAGGUAAUGGUGUAAAUACACGUGUGCAAAUUUUCUAUGCUUGCAUUAUGCAUUAUAUUAUGAUCGUUGCUUUGUCAAAGUCAAAAACUCUACUGUGUUUGUGCAAUGCCUUACUGCAAAAGUCUGAUUUCAAAAUAAACGUUUAAGUAAAUUUAUCACUGCUGAUCAGAUGUCUGUAAAAAUCUAUUAUUGUUGAAAAGAUUACAUGUUUUUUUUUUAAGUUUUCAAGACAUUAAAAAAUAUAGCACAAAA
Molecule: messenger RNA, 4908 nt
Organism: Epinephelus moara (kelp grouper)
Lineage: Eukaryota; Metazoa; Chordata; Actinopteri; Perciformes; Serranidae
Gene: mtmr9
Product: myotubularin related protein 9
Exons: 11
Coding region: 70-1719 (549 amino acids)
Biological process (GO): negative regulation of autophagy
Source: RefSeq, a predicted model, not a curated record